AUAGUUAAUCUUUUUGCUGCAGACUUUAUUUGACCCUCGUGCUUUGACCAUAUCCUCAGAUCCCUGCUGCUUCAGCUAAUUCCCUUCAUUUUCUAGUCCCAGCAAAGUUGCCUUUAGCUAGUCGAUCCUCUGCUUGCUUGGAAAAAUCAAGACUAAAAAAGAAAGAUGCACAAGAGAAACAAUUCACAAUUCAAAGCUUCACAAGAAAGCAUGACCGAAGAGCCUCAAGCUGCAGGCACAAGUUUGGUAGGGAAAUUGAUCUGUUGUUGUUUGUUAAAUCCAAGUCCUGUUAUGGAUACCAGGAAUGAGGAAAUUAGUUCAAGAUCAAGAGAUGUGGAAAACCGUGCUUGUGGAGAGAGGCACCAUAGAUCAGCAGGUAAAAGAACUCCCACAACUUCUUUGCUUGAUAGAUCUAAGGUUUAUGGUAGAAAGAAGGACAAAGAGUUCAUUCUUGAAUUGUUACUGGAGAGAGAAGUAGCUAGCAAUGGUAGAGUUUGUGUGGUUGCCAUAGGUGGGGAGGAAGGAGUUGGCAAGACCACUCUAGCCCAGCUUGUGUACAACGAUUCCACAGUGGCCAACGCUUUUGAUUUGAGAGCUUGGGUUUUUGAUUCAGAAGAUUUUGAUGUGCGGAGCAUAACAGGGACAAUCCUCCAGGAAGUUACCAAGGAUCAGGCUUGUAAGCUCAGUGGAGAUUUGAAUUUUCUUCAGGUGAAGCUAAGAGAGAGACUUUCUGGAAAGAGAAGUUUAAUCGUGUUAGAUGAUGCUUGCAAUGUGGGCUAUGACCAAUGGGAUCUUCUACGCCAACCCUUUGCUGGUUCUGAAGUUAAAAUAGUUGUCACCACGCGAAACAACAGUGUCCCACGAAUCAUGGCUGCCAUUUCCACUCGCCAUCUAGAGGUGUUAUCAGAUGACGAUUGUCUUUCAGUGUUUUUAGAUCAUGCACCGCCAGAACUGAAGUUCGUCGACGCAGAUCCGAAGCAGCAAGCAAUAGUGGCAAAAAUAGCAAGCAAAUGUAAAGGCUUACCACAGGCUGCAAAAUAUCUGGGGGGAAGACUGCGCUCUGCUCACUGUACUCAAUGGGAGAAGAUAUAUAUAUCGAAUUGUGAGAUAUAUAUUUGAGGAUGAGUGGCAGGGACUGACAAGAUUAAUAACAUGAUAAUUAAGAAUGCAUGUUUAUCCAGCCAAUCUCUCAAAGGAGAUGUUCGAGAGUUCUUUUGCUCAUGUUUUUUUCUGCGUUUUUUUAAAAUAUUUUUAGUUUGAAAAAACAUAAA
This is a messenger RNA of Populus trichocarpa (black cottonwood), 1271 nucleotides long. Its product is annotated as putative disease resistance RPP13-like protein 1. Gene Ontology annotation, biological process: defense response to other organism. The record is from RefSeq and is a predicted model, not a curated record. NCBI's taxonomy places the organism in Eukaryota, Viridiplantae, Streptophyta, Magnoliopsida, Malpighiales, Salicaceae. Gene Ontology annotation, molecular function: ADP binding. The transcript has a single exon. The coding region runs from base 166 to 1119 and encodes 317 amino acids.